Nothobranchius furzeri (turquoise killifish) is the source of this 4644-nucleotide messenger RNA. RefSeq names its product spermatogenesis associated 13 (gene spata13). Gene Ontology annotation, molecular function: protein binding; guanyl-nucleotide exchange factor activity. Lineage: Eukaryota; Metazoa; Chordata; Actinopteri; Cyprinodontiformes; Nothobranchiidae. The record is from RefSeq and is a predicted model, not a curated record.
AGUGCACUAGUGAUGCUCUCCAGUUCAAUCUUCCAAGAAAGACCUGUUGUUGCGGUACUUCUUCACAAAAUAACAAGCGGCUCUUGGCUAAUGUCGGCACACACCGUCUGAUUCACGGUUUAGCUUGACUACCGACGAGUUUUACCGGUUCCCGAAAGUGAAAUAAGAAGCCGCGCAGGCGCUUAUGCAACUCAGGAGAAGUUUAUCAGUGAGCUCGAGGAGCUAGCUGGAGUCAGCGCGAGCCGUUUGUUGUAGUAUGUUGCGGGGCGACGAGCAAGAAGAGCCACUUGUCGGGCGUUCCUGAGCCCGACAUGCGUUUGCGUAAAGGCGACAAGGUCGAGGCAGCGAGCCGCUGGAGGACACGAUGCUUCGGCAUGGAUGAAUAGCAAAGCAGCUGCUAAACUGGUGUGAGAAAAACGCUCAGGAGGAAAACAGUUGCGACUAUGAGCUGGGCAGAACCAAAGGACACAGACUUGUCCCAAAGUGAAGACCCUGUCCGAUGCCUCCACAGCCCCAGAGCUGACCCUCUGAUCCGCAGCAGACCCCUCAGUGAUAUUUGUCCACUGCAGAGUCACGCCGACAGGAGUUCAGUCCCACACCUACUGUCUGGAUGCAGUGGCCAGGUGCAGCCGAUGAGUCGCCUCUCUGACGAGAGCAGAUUAAACGGCGUCUACUCAUCUGCCUGGUCCAACCCUGUUACAGGUCAAAGUGAAGGAAAACCCCAGCCUUCAAGAAUCAUGAGACUGUUUUCAAACACGAAGAAGGGCGCCGUCCCAUCUGACCGUCCAACAUCCGCUCACAACAAUGACAGCAGCAGCCCUCAGCCUUGGACCGGAUUGUCAGGGCUCGGCGUCGUAGACUCUUUCAAAAAGCUCCGAUCUUCUGUGCUUCAAGGUAUUCAGAGUAAAGCAAACAGCAAUGGAGACCACGCCCCUUUACCCAACAUGGAAACGCCUAAUGGCUCCGCUGUGAAUAACACUGAUCACACUGAUGUGCACACACACGAUGAAGGAAAUAAUGUGACAAACAGAUACUUUACUGAGCAGCUCUGGCCUGCUGUUAGCCACUGCGGCUCAGAUGCUGAGGACUUUGAUGAUGAAGACACUGACAUUAACGGUCCUACUCGCAAUUCCCGAUUCUCCAGAAGUAUUAGGAGAGCGUACGGAGAUGGAAGAAUCCCGUUACAUGAUAUGGAAAACGGUAGGCGAGCAGGAAGUAGAAAAAACAAUGUCCCAAGUUUCACAGAACAACCAAAUCACACGCCUCAAGUCAGCAUCCAAACUCAGAAUAUAGAAGAAAACACUAAUGUGAAGGUUAUGAGCAGACUGAGCAGAAGCACCGAGAACCUCCCAGUGUUUAAGAUACACAUUAGGCGCAAAGCUGUAUCUCCGGGACCUCUAUCUUCACAGGAAGACUCCCAGAGGACCAGUUUCUUUAAUCUAUCACCAAACAUCCAAAGGACCUCCAGCGCUUCUUCAGUGGACCUUCGGAGGGGCCCCGCCAACAACAAGGGAUCCAUGCUGAAGCUGAUCGGCAGCAUGACUGAUCUCACUGUGCGACGCAGGCAGAGUCCUUCCCCGAGUCCCACCUCUCCAUCUCCCAUGAGCCGUCUCCAUGACGACUAUUCUCGUCGUGUGCCUUGCCUACGAACCAGUGAGCGACAGCGUCGACCGUCGGCCGCCAACGUCCAGGUUGGUCCCAUCGAGCACACUCCUCUUGUUCACCGUCAUCCUGAAAACGAUGAAGCAUCGUAUCUGGCUGUGGCGGACCCGUUUCCUCUGGAGCCAGCCGAGCAGAUCGUAGCUCAGAAUGAGCAGCUAGCUACAACAAGACAUCAUCAACCGAUGACUGAAGGAUUUUCAGCCUCACUGAACCAGAGUAAGAGUUCUCAACACCAAGCUCAAACAGAGGUGUCGUCACACCUACGAGGACAAAACCCGCUUCUCCAAAAGGAGGAAGUCUUGGCAGCAACCAGCAGCCCACCCCCCGUCUCUCCAACAUGUCUCCCCGAGUCGCCCGCAUCACCGACAUCUCCCACAGAAGCGGCAGAAACCUCUUUGGUCAAGGCCAGACGAAGGAACGGGCGCCCGAGGCCUCGGCCCAUCUCUGACAACGCGCAGCUCGUUUCCAGGAAGUAUCUGAUCCCCGAGGAAGUAGCGGAGCCGCACGACAAGGAAAGGAUGCCUGAAACAGCGCCGCGAAAGGACAGGGGCGGUGACAGCCCUGAGAUGUGUGGCAGAAACGAGGACGCUCCGAGACAUCGGCCUGUCUCGGUCAUAGGAGCCGUGGAUCUGUUCCCCGCUGAUGUCGGGUUAAAGGAGGACCGCCUUCCCUCCCCUUCGUCACGACCCCCGAUCCCCUCCCACCAGGUGCCCCCCUACAAAGGAGUGUCUGCACGGUUUCGGCCGUCUGUCCUGUCCCAAAGCACCCCCAUCGGACUGGACCGCGUGGGACGGCGGAAACUCCACAGGGUGCUCAGCGACGGUGUGUCGGAGUGCAUGGCCACGCUGGACGACAGCGUGAGCGAGGAGGAGGAGAGCAGCUUUGAUGAGCUUGCUGAUGUCACACCCUACCUCCAGCCGGGAGUGGAGCUCUCGGUGCUCAACGAGUGGAUAAGCUCGGGCCGCACAGUGUUCGCCGAAGCUCUCUGGGACCAUGUGACUAUGGAGGAGCAGGAGCUGGCCUUCAAGGCCGGGGAUGUCAUCCGCGUCCUGGACGCCUCUCAUAAGGACUGGUGGUGGGGCAAGGGGGCAGACAAGGAAGGCUGGUUCCCAUCCAGCUUUGUGAGGGUCCGUGUGAACCAGGAGGACUCCAGCGCUGAAAGCGUGGAGAGCGUCGCAGACCAAGAAGAUCCAGCUCCCCGGGACACGCCCACUGCUCAGCACAAAGAGCAGAUGAGAACAAACGUGGUCCAGGAGAUCAUGAACACCGAACGCAUCUACAUCAAACACCUGAAAGACAUCUGUGAGGGUUACAUCCGUCAGUGCAGGAAGCACCCCGACAUGUUCACCGAGCUGCAGCUGCAGACGAUCUUCAGCAACAUAGAAGACAUCUACAAAUUCCAGAGACAGUUCCUCAGAGACCUGGAGAGGAAGUACAACAAAGAGCAGCCACAUCUCAGUGAAAUCGGCUCCUGCUUCCUCCUGCAGGGUGAGGGCUUCUCCAUCUACUCGGAGUACUGUAACACUCACCCCGCUGCCUGUGCCGAGCUGCAGCGCCUCAUGAAGAUGGGGAAGUAUAAACAUUUCUUCGAGGCCUGCCGUCUCCUCCAGCAGAUGAUUGACAUCUCCAUCACUGGUUUCUUACUCACACCCGUCCAGAAGAUCUGUAAAUACCCAUUACAGUUGGGGGAGCUGCUCAAGUACACGCCCAAAGAUCACAGUGACCACGCUGGUGUCAGUGAGGCCUACGAGGCGAUGAAGAACGUGGCCAGUUUGAUCAACGAGAGGAAGAGACGCCUGGAGAAUAUUGACACCAUCGCCCACUGGCAGGUUGCCAUUUUACACUGGGAGGGGCCAGAUGUUCUGGAGCGCAGCUCGGAGCUGAUCCACUCCGGCGAGCUGACCCGAGUCGUCCGACAAGGUAAAAUGCAGCAGCGCAGCUUCUUCCUGUUCGACCACCAGCUGGUCUACUGCAAGAAAGACGUCCUGCGCAGAGACCUGCUCCACUACCGAGGACAGCUGGACAUGGACCAGAUGGAGGUGGUGGACGUGCCUGAUGGGCGGGACUCGGAGCUGGGCCUGACCCUGAGGAACGCCCUGCGGCUGCGUCACGCCUCCACGCUGGAGCUCAAGUGUGUGCUGUGCUGCAGGAAGGCCCAGGACAAGCAGAGGUGGCUACAAGCCUUCGCCAGGGAGAGGCAGCGAGUCAAGGAGGACCAGGAGAUGGGAAUCGAUAUCAGUGAAGAACAAAGAAAACAGGCCAUCGCUAACGCUAGGAGACCUAAACAUGGGAAGAUCAAAUCUGUUGGUUACACCGCCUCCGUCCUGCCUCACCACCAGAACCUCCCCCUCAUCCAGCAGCGUCACAUCACCAUUCCCACCAGCGUGCCUCAGCAGCAGGUCUUCUCUCUGGCCGAGCCACCCAAACGGAAGCCUUACCACCUGCUGUACAGCAUCACCCGCAACGCCUUUUUCAGGAAAUGACUCUCCGUCUAUAAAAAACACGUCCUGAAGUCUCAACGAACACUGUGUGUGUGUGUGUGUGUGUGUGCGUGCGUGUGUGCGUGCGUGCGUGCGUGCGUGCGUGUGUGUGUGUGUGUGCGUGUGCGUGCGAGCAUGUGUGUGUGCAUGCGUCCGCACUGUUAGUUUGAUCUCUGUGCCUCGUUUUUGUUGCACAUUUAAGUGUCUGUAAGUUAAGGGGGAGGGGCAUUACAAAAGUGUUAUUUUGUUUGUUAAAGAUGCUGCUUAUUAAAAAAAAACACCCAUCCUGUUUUAAUAAUUCCAGUUUAUUAUUAUUUGUGUUUAAUGACGACAACGAUGUAUGUUCUGCUUUUACGUUGAUGGUUUUAGUUUUUUCACAAAGGCUGGGCCCUGUUUUAGUUUUUGAUGCUGAGUCUGCAGCUCUGAGCACAAGACGCCCAGAGGAUAAAAGACCUCUGCACAGACCUGUUAACACUGUAAAUAAAACUCUUGUACAAACGUC